CUCAAGGAAAAUGGAGAAGAAGAAAAUAGGGCAUGGCAAGCGAUAACGAGCCUGCAAAGCUACUCUUACCGUACCUUCAACGAGCCGAUGAACUUCAAAAGCACGAGCCUCUUGUUGCUUAUUACUGUCGGUUAUAUGCAAUGGAAAAAGGAUUGAAGAUACCCAAUAACGAGAGAACCAAAACCACCAAUGCUCUUCUUGUUUCUCUCAUGAACCAGCUUGAAAAGGAUAAGAAAACAGUGAAGUUGGGACCUGAAGAUAAUUUGCAUCUAGAGGGAUUUGCCUUGAAUGUUUUUUCAAAGGCAGACAAACAAGAUCGGGCCGGACGAGCAGACUUGAAUGCGGCAAAGACAUUUUACGCAGCGAGCAUUUUCUUUGAUAUUAUAAACCAAUUUGGCCCUCUUCAGCCUGAUCUUGAGCAGAAACAGAAGUAUGCAGUUUGGAAAGCAGCAGAUAUUAGGAAAGCUAUAAAAGAAGGUAGGAAGCCCGUCGCUGGCCCUCCUAAUGGUGAUGAAGAUUUGUCGAUUCCAUCUGGUACACCUCAUGGUGCACAUGAUUUUGGGCCACAUGAUCCUGCUGCUACCAUUCCUCAUCAAAGUUCCGAUCCAUUUCCUCGGUUCCAUGAAGCAAAUAACCUGCAUUCUAGUGAUAUUCCACCACCACCUCAUUUCCAUGAAGCAAAUAACCAGCAUUCUAGUAAUAUUCCACCAUCACCUCAGUUCCAUGAUAAGAUUGACUGCCAGCAUUCAAAUAUUUCAUCAGCACCUCAUUCAUUUCCUUCUGCCAAUUACCCUUCUCACGACCAAUCCUUCCCGCAAGAACUCCAACGAGACUUCCAUCCCUCGUUUCCUGGAAACAUAUCUGAAAAUCCCACAUACCCUCAAUCAUACAACUAUCAAACCUAUCAACAAGAUCAACCACCACAUUUUCCAGUUGGUUACCAAUCCCACGAAGCUCCCUCGUAUUCAUACCCUAAUUUUCAGUCAUAUCCAAGUUUCUCUGAAAGUAGUUUACCUGCUGUCCCGUCUCACUAUCCUUCUUUCUAUCAAGGCUCCGAGACUCCUUAUAGUCCCCCCGCAGCUCCUCUGGCAACAAACUAUCCGUCAAAAGCUCAAUACUCUUCGAGUGGCAGAAACGGGAAAAUCUCAGAACCUUUACCAACUACUUCUCAAAAAUACCAAUAUGACAGCAAUUAUCAACCACCACCAGAGAAAAUUGCUGAGGCACACAAGGCGGCUCGGUUCGCUGUUGGCGCCUUGGCAUUCGAUGACGUGUCGACUGCAGUAGAGCACUUAAAAAAAUCACUUGAAUUGCUGACUAAUCCAUCAGCCAGUCAGUAAGUUUGUUACAAUGGCUUCCUUUUGAAUCCUAUGGCUUUGAUUGUAAAGUUUUUUUAUUGAGUUUGGAAAUUAUGAACUGUUAUUUGACUUGUAAUUUUCAUUUGAGAA
Messenger RNA from Hibiscus syriacus, 1448 nucleotides. Its product is annotated as protein HOMOLOG OF MAMMALIAN LYST-INTERACTING PROTEIN 5-like. The transcript has 8 exons. Lineage: Eukaryota; Viridiplantae; Streptophyta; Magnoliopsida; Malvales; Malvaceae. Gene Ontology annotation, biological process: late endosome to vacuole transport via multivesicular body sorting pathway. The record is from RefSeq and is a predicted model, not a curated record. Bases 33 to 1340 code for a protein of 435 amino acids. Gene Ontology annotation, cellular component: multivesicular body.